GUUUACUCGCGCUGGUAGUUGUUAAUAUUUUAUGUUUUAUAAAAGGUUUUUAUAAAAUAAACAUGACAAGCAUAGGACUAGCUGUGAGCCCCCCAAACACGGAGGAAAGAGCGGUUUUUACUCAGUUGAAACCCGUGAGGAUGUCGAACGCUGACGGAGCUGAGGAUUCAUCCGUCUUCGAGGACGUUAAACCCACGAACUCAAUGGAAAUGGAUAAAUACCUGCCCCAAAAUGGGCCUUUGCCACCAUCAACCCUUUUAGACAAAAAGUACCGUCGAGAGAGCGCCUCCGUGGUGGAUGAGUAUUUCGCAGACGAAAAGCCUGCCCCUUACAGCCUAAACAUCAACGUCAUCCUACCAAACACAACACACCUCCGCACAGGCUUGUACCGUCCAACCAAACCGAUGGUGCCUCAGGUCAAAACAGAGCCUGGGGUUGAGCCAUCCUGCAACAUCCAGACGCUUCCCAACUUUACGUCUGUUUUCAGCAUGCCGCAGUCUGUCGACAGCCUGUUCAUCAAGCCAGAGAUGGGCACUACUGACGAGCUCCACAUUAACUCACAGCAGCCACAGGUCUAUCAGAUGGCUAUCAGCAGCAGCAGUCUCAACUCAAUGACUUUCUCCAACACCCAGUGUGUUAAUGGAGCCGGCAGGACCAUGCUUAACCUGAAUGCCGUGGCACUAACCACACCAUCGGGCGAGUUUGUAAUACCGGAGCAGUUCUAUCCACAAGCGCAGCCUCACAGCCUGCCACCGUCACCACCCAACUCGCAGCCGGGAAGCCCUGAGAAUCAGGCCGAGCUUAUUAACACGGCCACUCUUCCACCACCUUAUCAGACCCAAGUGGGUGUAAAGGUAUCACAGAUGACCCCUCACUCUGUGCUGAUGACUCACGGACAGGGCGUUCUCACCGGGCCCAGGUACAACCGAAGGAAUAACCCCGAGCUGGAGAAGCGAAGGAUCCACCACUGUGACUUUCCAGGAUGCACCAAGGUUUACACAAAGAGCUCCCACUUGAAAGCACACCAAAGGACACAUACAGGUGAGAAGCCAUACCGCUGUACUUGGGAAGGAUGUGACUGGCGUUUUGCCCGCUCAGAUGAACUCACACGGCACUACCGAAAGCACACAGGAGCCAAGCCAUUCAAAUGUGUCGCAUGCAAUCGAUGCUUCUCACGCUCUGAUCACUUGGCACUCCACAUGAAGCGCCACCAAAACUGA
Messenger RNA from Trichomycterus rosablanca, 1220 nucleotides. It is a transcript of the gene klf5l, whose product is annotated as Kruppel like factor 5 like. NCBI's taxonomy places the organism in Eukaryota, Metazoa, Chordata, Actinopteri, Siluriformes, Trichomycteridae. The transcript is spliced from 4 exons. Gene Ontology annotation, biological process: regulation of transcription by RNA polymerase II. Gene Ontology annotation, molecular function: DNA-binding transcription factor activity, RNA polymerase II-specific; RNA polymerase II cis-regulatory region sequence-specific DNA binding. The coding region runs from base 63 to 1220 and encodes 385 amino acids. The record is from RefSeq and is a predicted model, not a curated record.